Beta vulgaris subsp. vulgaris (sugar beet) is the source of this 2354-nucleotide messenger RNA. Its product is annotated as pentatricopeptide repeat-containing protein At2g35130. Bases 127 to 1944 code for a protein of 605 amino acids. Lineage: Eukaryota; Viridiplantae; Streptophyta; Magnoliopsida; Caryophyllales; Amaranthaceae. The record is from RefSeq and is a predicted model, not a curated record. The transcript has 8 exons. Gene Ontology annotation, molecular function: protein binding.
UAAGACAAAUCUAAGAGACAACUUGAGGAUUGGAAGAACUUUGUGUCUGAUGUCUCCUCCCUCAUCUUAUUUUAUCCUAAUUAGAAGACACACAGCAAGUUGCUAUUGACACUAACACACAAGAGGAUGACGGUGGUCGGACACCCAAUCACCGCCGCUCUCACUGGUGGGUCAUUGCCGGAAUUGACUUUUAAGCAAUGUACAAGAUGGAAAUUCUUAUCUGCGCAUUACUCUAACAUUGGUAUAUAUCUAAGUCUAAGAAGCUAUGCCAAUCGUAUUCCUGGGAAGGUAAAUUGUUCCAAUGUGGAGGCUCCUGGGAAGUUCAAGCGUGAUAGCACUUAUGUUGAUAGGAAAGGCAAACUCAGAAGCUUUGAUCGCAAAAAGGUGUCUAGGAAACGAUGUGGUGGUUUAAGGGGACGUGGAUGGAAAUUUGGUUCAGGAUUUAUUGAUGGAAUUUUUCCGGUGCUUAGCACAAUUGCUCAAAAAAUUUUGGAACUUGUAGAGCAGGAAGCAGAUAGCAAUAAAAUUUGGAGUGUUCUUGACACCCUUCCUCAAACUCAUAGCACUUGGGACGACAUUAUCAAUGUAGCUGUCCAACUACGCUUGAAAAAAAAAUGGGACGAAAUUGUGGUGCUAUGUCAAUGGAUAUUGCAUAGGAGCUCAUUCCGACCAGAUAUAUUGUGUUACAAUUUGAUGAUUGAUGCUUUUGGACAGAAAUUACAGCAUAUGAAGGCAGAAGCAACAUACUUACAACUUCUGGAAGCUCGAUGCAUUCCUACUGAAGAUACUUAUGCACUUAUGUUGAGGGCUUACUGCGCAUCUGGAUUGUAUGCAAAAGCUGAAGCUAUUUUCUCUGAGAUGAGAAAAUAUGGCCUCCAUUCAAGUGCCAUUGUAUACAAUUCUUAUAUUGAAGGACUGAUAAAAGGAGGAAACACCACAAAAGCUUUGGAGAUUUAUGAUAGGAUGAAAAAGGAACGCUGUGAGCCAACUACUGAAACCUACACAAUGCUAAUCAAUUUAUAUGGAAAGGCAAAUAAAUCUUAUCUGUCCCUCAAGAUGUUCAAUGAAAUGAGAACUCAGAAGUGCAAGCCAAAUAUCUGCACUUACACUGCACUUAUCAAUGCGUUUGCAAGGGCUGGUCAAUGUGAGAAAGCAGAAGAAAUGUUUGAGCUGCUACAAGAAGCUGGUCUGGAGCCUGAUGUUUAUGCUUAUAAUGCAUUGAUGGAAGCUUACAGCCGUGCAGGGUUCCCAUAUGGCGCUGCAGAGAUUUUUACACUCAUGCAACACAUGGGAUGUGAGCCAGAUAGAGCCUCCUAUAACAUCAUGGUAGAUGCCUAUGGUAGAGCUGGUUUAGUUGAAGAUGCAGAAGGUGUGUUCAGGGAGCUGAAGUCCCUCGGCAUGACUCCAACCAUGAAAUCCUACAUGUUGUUACUUUGUGCGUAUGCAAAAGCAGGGAACAUUAUCAAGAGUGAAGAAUUUGUAGCUGAGAUGAUCAACUCAGGUAUUAAGCCAGACACGUAUGUCAUGAAUAGCAUGCUAAAUUUGUAUGGUAGAUUUGGUCAGUUUGAGAAGAUGGAAAAUGUUUUGAGUGCUAUGGAAGGUGAACCAUAUGUAGCUACUGAUCUAAGUACGUACAAUAUAUUGAUAAACGUAUAUGGACGAGCUGGUUAUUUCGAGAAAAUGGAGGAGUUGUUUCAUUCACUCAUCGACAAAAAUAUGAGACCUGACGUCGUGACAUGGACAUCGCGCCUAGGAGCAUACUCGAGGAAGAAGCAGUACAAGGUAUGUAUAGAUAUAUUUGAAGAAAUGAUUGAUGCUGGGUGUUACCCGGAUGGAGGAACUGCAAAAGUUCUUCUUUCAUCUUGUUCAAGUGAAGAACAGAUAAAGCAGGUUACCACAAUUCUUCGAACAAUGCACAAAGAUGUGCAGUCAAUUACUCAAUAAUGACUUGGCUCUGAAAAAAUGCGGUUGCAUUGAAGUACUUGGAUCGUAUAUAACUAAUACUACCUCCGUUCUUUUUUAGUUGCAACGUUUGACAAAUUGCACUAUUCAUGUUCUCUUAUUUGACCACAUUUAUUGAUUUAUAUGUUAAACAAAAUAUAGUCAUGUGGGGUCUUGUUUGAUUCGUUUCGAUGUAAGCUUUCAUAAUAUCAAAUUUUUAUAAUUUUUACUUACAUACAAUUAGAGAUAAAACGAUUUGAAAUUGUACAUUGGCAAGCGUGAAAGUCAAAACGUUGCAACUAAAUAAAAACAGAGGUAGUAUAAGUAUAUAGUUCCCUGUUUCUAUUUACUUGUAGAACUUUUUAUUUGUGUACGACUUAUAUUUGUAUAUAGAAACAAAGUUUGAGAUGGAA